This is a messenger RNA of Mycena citricolor, 2155 nucleotides long. NCBI's taxonomy places the organism in Eukaryota, Fungi, Basidiomycota, Agaricomycetes, Agaricales, Mycenaceae. The record is from the annotation of a GenBank genome assembly.
GCGCGAGUCACUCUCAUUGAUUAUUCCUCACGGACCAUCGCUCACCUCUGAUGCGCAACCAGACCAACCCAAUGAUCUGACUCUGUCAGUUGUCAAACAGCAGGUAGUAAGUAUUCCGAGGCAGUGUAGAUAGCAUCCCGAAUGCGGCUCUUACGCGGCGGCGUGGCUUCAGGGACCGCUAAUAAGGUCGCAGCACUUAUAGAGUCCUUACCUCUUCCCAUCAUCUCGUACUUGGCCGGGUCAGAGCGCGUCGCAAUGCGGGUGUGGCACCCUCUCGCUUUCUUUGCUUCCGCUGCGCCGCUCGUAUUUGCAAAUGUCAACUUCGAUACCUGCCUUGCAGACAUACACCAAGGACUUUGGGGCGACACUGGGGGUACUGAUAACUAUGGAAAUCCGGUCUCCAAUAUCUCUCAAGCCACUGCCAUCACUUAUGGGUUGUGUAUCAAAGCCUGUGGUGCCGGGUCAGAACCAUUCGAUUGGAAUAUCUUCUCUCAGCAGUUCAGCGCGUGGCUCCUGCCGUAUCUUGCCCUCAUUUCUCAACUUCCAUUCGGAGCGCAGAGCAGACUGGAUAAUCUAGUUUCCAUGUUACUCACUUUGGGAAGCCCAACCUUGGCCGCGUAUUCAUUGGCCCUGACUGUCCUAAACGGACACUGGAUCGCGCAGCGCUUUUCACACAUCAGAUAUCCGAACGUGAAGGAGGCUGUCAAGAUCUUGAGUAGCUUACAACAAUCUGCGCUCCGUGUGGUCUGCGAGGAGUCCCUCCUCGCGUCCCUUGUUGUCCUUCACGAGAAUGACGAUUGGUGGUCAGAACUGAGCAUCUGGUUGAACUAUGUUCACACUUGGUCUAUCUCUGCUGUCGCAUCAAUCAUCUGGGUCGUGACUGCAUACAUAUUCACUGUCGUCGACUCGUUCACUAGUGCUCAGAACACCAACUCGACGCUUAAUGCGAAUGGUCAAGCCAUUGGCUCGAUCUUUUUAUGGCUGCUCCCGGUCGUAGUCGGCUGGCUUCAGAUCAGUCCCAAAUGCGACCACGAUCGUGUUCACCAAGCACUGGAUCGCGCAAAUAAGAUGGCCUACGUCGCCAGUGACGAUGGAGAACCGAUCCUGGCAUCCAAAGUAUCGAGACAACGCGCCAUUUACCUCCAGAAACGCUUAGGAGAGAUUCAUCGAGACCAGGUGAAACUUGAGCAAUCUACAGCCCCGAUAUACAAUUACGCACGCUUUUUACCGUGGGCUGCUGCCGUCGAAGAUGUGUACCUGGCUUUCCGCGAAGCAUCGGAGCGCACUGACCGCCACGAACCGGUUGAUAAACAAGGAGUUUGGGAGCACGGAGAUAGGCACUGGAGCAUCCAUCCUCGAAACCGACGCGGAUCCACCACUCAGGUCUCAGACUACGUGAAGAUGCGGACGUCUGAGAUCCCGUCGCCACGUCGCAGUCGCUUGGGCCCAGGUGUGCUUGCACGUUUUCUGCUCGCCUCCAUUUUGGCCAUCUGUUUGACCUGGGGCAGUGUUGGUGCUGCAGUGCUGGUUGCAUUCUUUACACCCACCAAGGGGAUUGCGUGCAGAUCGGGGAGUUAUCUCCUCUACGGAACCUGUUCAACUCUAGUCUGGAUGUUACUCGUCAUUUCUAGUGGAUUAGCCCACUAUGCCUCGUUCGCCAAGAGCUAUCGGGGAAGAUAUAUACACACCAGGACGACACGCGUAGCGGGCAUUCUUGCGAUCACACUUCGCAGAGUGGGCAAGAUCCUGGCGGCUCUCAACUCCGCCUGGAUCUUGGCCGCGUGUUUGUUCCAAUUCGGCAGCUUCUUCGAUCGUUGUUGGUGUAACAGGCAAGCUUCUGUAUUCUACCUUGGAAAAGAUGCAUAUAACGUGAUCUCAAUCUCGACAGCUGAUGUGGCAGCUUUGAAUGCUCCGUGGAUUGGUGAGUUCUUACACCAUCUAAACCUCCUCAGUUUCGAAUCUGAGGUUGGUGUCUCUAUCCUCUUCAUGGCCUUCGUCAGUGUUCUGAUAAAUCCCAAUCUGCCUGACAUGUGAGGUUGAGCCAUCGAAGGUGAUAAAUGAUAUGUCUAAUUUAUCUUGUUGUAUGUAAUCUGAUGUAAUUUCGACUCUCCCAAUGUUUUGGGUUCAAUGAACUAUGAAGGGAUCCGAACCAGGA